Arctia plantaginis is the source of this 1188-nucleotide messenger RNA. NCBI's taxonomy places the organism in Eukaryota, Metazoa, Arthropoda, Insecta, Lepidoptera, Erebidae. The record is from the annotation of a GenBank genome assembly.
AUGCUAACUACAUUUCGUGGAACUCGGACAGCCCAUGUCCUAUUACAACAUAUACGAUUAGCCCAUAGAAUAAGAGGAAAAGCGCCUAUUUACUGUCGAACAAUAAAAGAUCGCAUUGAUGAAAUUAAUUAUAAAGAUGAAUUGUAUACAAGCAGAAUUGAUAUCGGUUUGCCGAAAACCAAAAAUGAAACUCGCAAUGCCCGUCUAUCUAGAUUAGAGCAUUUAAAGAAUUUAAAAGCAGAUCAGAAAUUAGAACAACUUGCACGUAACUUUGAGUUACAAAUAGAUUUAGAUGAAACAAAAAAGGACUGGCUUCAAACGUGUGGUCCUAAGCAAAAAAAGCAAGUUGCAGACCAUUAUGCUAUUUUUGAACAUUUAUAUGGAGAAGGUUAUUUUAUUCCAUAUUUAAAUUUAGAAGUAUUAUAUGAUCUCAAAGAUGGUUCAUAUCUUCCAGUUUAUACUGGUAAUGUUAUAAAGCCAGCAGAAGCACUGGAAUACCCUGCAGUGAAUUAUGAGUCUGAUGCUGAUAGUCUAUGGACCUUAGCUUUAACAAGUUUAGAUGGUCAUCUUACAGAAAACGAUAAAGAAUAUGUACAUUGGCUAGUUGCUAAUAUUCCUGGAAACUCUGUAGAGAAAGGGGAUACUAUUGUUGAGUACAUGCAGCCAUUUCCUCUGAAAGGAACUGGGUACCAUAGAUACGUGUUUGUACUUUACAAACAAAAUGGACCUUUAUCUUAUAAUAUCAAAAAAGUGACCUCAACAUCUGUAUUGAGAGACAGAACAUUUGUAACAAGAGAUUGGUACAAACAGUACCAAGACAACAUUACCCCUGCUGGACUUGCAUUCUACCAAAGUCAUUGGGAUAACACUGUUAGAGAUUUCUUCCAUAGUGUCUUGCAUAGAAAGGAACCAGUGUACGAGUAUGACUUCCCGAAGCCUUACAUACGCCCACAGGAAUGGUUUCCUCGCAGAAAACCUUUCAACAUAUAUAUGGAUAAAUAUCGUGAUCCAAAGGAAAUCAACAAAGAAUAUUUGUUACGGAAGUUGAAGACAGAGGACCCAUUCAAAAUGCCUCCACCUCCUCUAAAGUUCCCUAAUGCACAGCCACUGCCAAAGAACAUGCCAUCUUGGUUGAAGUUACAUGAGAAGAAGAUUAGGCUUCGUUGGGGCAGAGUAAAUGAUGUUUAA